This is a messenger RNA of Pocillopora damicornis (cauliflower coral), 2572 nucleotides long. RefSeq lists its product as uncharacterized. The record is from RefSeq and is a predicted model, not a curated record. Lineage: Eukaryota; Metazoa; Cnidaria; Anthozoa; Scleractinia; Pocilloporidae.
ACCUGCUCGAUCACCUGCUCUAUCACCUGCGGUCGGGGGUUCGGGGAAUUUAUAGGGGGGAUCACAUAGUUUUUAGGGGGGGAGGUAAGAGAAAUCAGUCGACACCAACGGAGCAUAAAGGUGGACUUUAGAAAUUGAGUGUUAAUUUAAUUUCUUUUUUUCAAGCCUUAUUUUCACUUCUGCUCAAGUGGUGUCCAUUACCGCGAACAUCGGUUUAAUAUUCACUUCUUUAUUCGUAGUUCACAUGCAUGAUUUACAUAUAUUGAUAGUCAGUUAUAGCCCAGAAGGCAAAAUUGUUAAAUGCUGAUUUGCUGGGACAGAGGACAUUUUUCCUUAACAUUGGUAAAUCCCCCGGGAAACUACUAAAUUUAGAACCCUUAAAACGGCUUAAUGUCGUGUAUUAUAAUUUUCUUGGAUGGCGAAUGUUUUUUAAAAGGGCUAAUUCGCGCAUUUUACAAUUCAUUAACCCUAACAAAACAAUGAAAAGUCCUGUAUUUAACACGGCCAUAUGCGAUUACCUAUCCAUCUUCGUUUCGCUUUCGGCCAGUAAUUGUUGUAUACUUUCAUAGACGCUUCGUAGUAUAAAAGGUUGCGAAAUAUGAAGAAGGAUUUUCUAGCCUGACAAAAUAUUCACGGCCUCCAAAGCUAGUGGAUGGCAUCUGUAAGGUUUGGUAGCGCUUGCGAAAGUUUUUAUGAGUGAAAAAAUCAUUUGUACCAAAAUUGACUUUAAGUUGACAGGUAACCUCGCCUAGUGCCACACGAAUAUUUUUCUGACGUCAGAGUUCACAUGGAGAUCAGCAGGUCUCCUUUACUUCGAAUUCAAAACCAUGCUAAAUUUAUGGCGAUGGAUCAGAAGAGGGCCAACACAGCGUAGAUGGAGGCGACCUGCAUUUAUCUCAUUGAUUAUGUUGAUAGGUACAUGUGUUUUGGGAUCGCUCUUGAUUACUUCGCUACCUAAACGAGGCGUUCGCUUGCAGGAAUUAGACUCACGCCGUCCAGUCGCAUACACGAAGUUAGGAAAGUGUCAAAAUACUCCAAACGGCGACAUUGACUGCCCAGAUAUCCGUCAGUUGGGUUCAACACCACUUCGAAAGGCUCAGUUAGUGCUUACAAGAAUUCUUCGAAUCUUUGAUCUGAUUGCAAAAAAGCACGGUAUAAAAUACUGGUUAACUAGAGGCAGUCUUCUCGGAGCGAUUCGACAUGGCGGCCACAAUCCUUUCGACGAUGACAUAGAUAUUUGCAUCCCUAAAGCAGACUUUGAAAAGUUUGUUAAAUACGGUCUGAAAGAACUUCCAGAUGAUAUAUUUUUCCAAACAGAAGACACCGAUGUAUUUUACAAAAUUCCGCCUCAAAGUGGAAUGUUGGGGAAACUUCGCGACACCAAGAGUUGUUAUAAGUAUUGUCUUCGUAACGGCUGCAAGUUUGCGGAUGGUUUGCAACUUGAUAUGCUGGUACUAGAGACGGAUUCUGAUGGCAAUUUUUUAAACCUGUUCAGUCAUUCCUCAUGGUUCGUACGAAGAUUUAUCUACGGACCGUUGAGAAGAAAACGGACCGACAUUUUCCCUUUAGUUGUAGUGAAUUUCGAUGGGUUUGCUUUACCAGCACCGCGCGAAUGGAGGAAACUUCUGACAUCAUCUUAUGGUGAUUUUAUGAGAAUUCCAUACGAAAAACCGUUGGCCCACAAAAUAACAGAUGCACUGCGAAGUUGUGAAGAGAUAGAAAAAUUAAGGCUAUAACUUUAAAUUAAAGUUUGAGCUUAGUUUCAUUUCAUCUGAAUUUUUUAGCAUAUAUUAACUUUAAGUAUUUACACAAGGUGACACUCUGGUUUAUCGCUCAUCAAUUAUUAAAAGUUUUAAAGCAACUUUUCAUAGGAAAACUAUGAAAACUUAACAUUUCCAAACACUUUAUCAAGAAACGUUUCGAAGUUUGGUAAAAUUUCCGCACAACCCCAUACUAUUGUAAAACAAAAUUUGUUUUCCCAGUUUUCUGUUUUUUUGUUGUUGUUGUUGUCUGUUUUUUUGCGAUCCAUUGUUUUCGUCAUUGUUUUCUCUAUCCAAGAACUGAAUGCGUAAUGUAGUAUGGGGCUGUGAGGAAAUUUUACCCGAAGUUUAGUUAGAGUUAUGAAUUUUUCUGAAAUUUAAGCGAGAGAGUAUUACCAUGUAAAAACAGUUCAUUACAGACUAAUGAAAUGCUCUUCAAACUGACAAAGGUUGAUGUUUCAUCGUAUUAAUUCUUAAAGACGCUUUUAACGGCAACUUUCCGAGUUGACAUCAAACCAUUCGUAAAUGGUUUAUGACGGUUUGAAAUUCCAACUUAAGUAAACGGUGACGCGGGAGUUGCUUGGGGUUUCAGGGUUAAAAUUUGGUUUGCCAUGUAAACGAAGUCAGUACUCGUAACGGAGAAUAUUUUCAUUGUUUAGACCACCUUGAUAGCAAAAGUUGGAUACCAUAUGGGUAAUAAAUUAACCACAUGUAAAUUACUUUAGUAAUGAAGUGAUGUUGUCGAAUGAAUAUUUACUUUCAAACCAUAUUCUUCCCGGGAGCAUCGAGAAUACAUUUUAUUUUUGAAGGAA